Carassius auratus (goldfish) is the source of this 624-nucleotide messenger RNA. Its product is annotated as GTPase IMAP family member 7-like. NCBI's taxonomy places the organism in Eukaryota, Metazoa, Chordata, Actinopteri, Cypriniformes, Cyprinidae. Gene Ontology annotation, molecular function: GTP binding. The record is from RefSeq and is a predicted model, not a curated record. The transcript has a single exon. The annotation marks the transcript as partial.
ACAGAUCUGAGGAUCGUUCUUCUGGGUAAAACUGGAUCUGGAAAGAGUGCUUCAGGAAACACAGUCUUGGGCAGAGAUGAAUUCACAGUGAAAAACUCUCUGAUGUCAGCUUCAAUGACUUGUCUUGAGAAGAAAGAAACAAUUGUUGAUGGACAAAGUGUAUCAGUUACUGACUGUCCUGGCUUGUUCGACACUUCAGUCAGUAAUAAAGAACUACAGACUUUAAUAGAGAAGUGUAUACAUCUGUCUGCUCCUGGUCCUCAUGUCUUCUUGCUGGUUUUGAGAUUAGGUGUAAAAUUCACAGAAGAGGAGAAAAACGCUGUAAAAUGGAUUCAGGAGAACUUUGGAGAACAUGCUGUAAAAUACACCAUUGUUCUGUUCACUCACGCUGACGAACUGGAUGGUAAACCUGUAGAGCUCUACAUCAGCAAAAGCACUGAGCUACAACAGUUAAUUCAGACCUGCUAUGGCAGAUAUCAUGCAUUCAACAAUGAGGAGAGAGAUAACCGAGAUCAGGUCAUAGAACUGCUGAAAAUGAUCGAAAAAAUGAUCAUUUUUAAUGGAGGAAAUCCCUACACCAAUGACAUGUAUAAAGCAGCCCAAGAAAAGAUUAAGAGGAAGUAG